Betta splendens (Siamese fighting fish) is the source of this 4293-nucleotide messenger RNA. Its product is annotated as disheveled-associated activator of morphogenesis 1-like. Bases 417 to 3560 code for a protein of 1047 amino acids. Lineage: Eukaryota; Metazoa; Chordata; Actinopteri; Anabantiformes; Osphronemidae. The transcript has 26 exons. The record is from RefSeq and is a predicted model, not a curated record. Gene Ontology annotation, biological process: actin cytoskeleton organization. Gene Ontology annotation, cellular component: stress fiber. Gene Ontology annotation, molecular function: small GTPase binding; actin binding.
UCAGAGGAAAUAACAACACGAGUCUCAGUCUGUGUUUUGUUUCUGUCUGGACGUAUGUUUUCACGUGUCUGUUCUCACACCUUGGCCACGCCCCCAUGCAUCAUGCUUCCUGGUUCACCAUCCCACAGGACGGCCCCUUCCACCUGCACUCUAUUUGCUGGAUUCCCCUCUUAUCAGUGUGCCGUGUUGUUUGUUCUCUUGCUUUGUCCCACUUCUGACCAUCACCUCAUCUGUUUGUGUUGGUUUUUGUUCUUGCCUGUUUGAAUUGAUCGUUGUCUCAUCCGCUUCGUGUUUACACAUUCCGUUAUAAACCUUUUGUUUGUCCGGAACUGUGGAUUCUCACUCUUUGUGAGUGAAGGCCACCAUUUCAUACUGUGCAUCUCAGUGUGUAGCCAGUGCCGGUCUCUGCUGGAACCAUGGCAUCGCAGGACACGCAGAAGAAACCGCUCGGCCUGUCCUCGUUCUUCCCCUGCUGCUUUAAAGACCGGGAUCAGAGAUCACCAGAGAUCACCUACCGCCACGAUGACGUCAUCGCUGCCUCUGUUCUGGAGCCCACCCUGCCCAUGCCGGCCCCUCAGGACCUGGACUCCAUGUUCACCGAGCUGGUGGACGAGUUGGAUCUCACAGAAAAACAUAGAGCGGAGAUGUUCGCUUUGCCCGCAGAGAAAAAAUGGCAGAUCUACUGUAGUAAGAAAAUGGAGGCCGAGGAGAACAAAGGGGCAGGUAGAUGGCCCGAGUAUUACAUAGACCAGAUCAGGUCCAUAGCUGCUAGGAAAACCCUGCUGGCACUAGAGGGGGAGGAGGAGCAGGAACGCUACAAGGUUAUAGACGCUCUGAAAACAGCCCUGAGGACACAACCCAUGAGAUUCGUGACGCGCUUCGUUGAGCUGGACGGCCUGUCUUGUAUACUCAACUUCCUCAAGUCGAUGGAUUACGAGACCACGGAGUCUCAAAUUCACACGUCACUGAUCGGCUGCAUCAAAGCACUGAUGAACAACUCCCAGGGCAGAGCUCACGUUCUGGGCCACAGCGAGAGCAUCAAUAUCAUUGCACAAAGUCUGGUCACUGAAAACAUCAAAACCAAGGUUGCAGUGUUAGAGAUCCUUGGUGCGGUGUGUUUGGUGCCUGGAGGCCAUAAGAAGGUCCUGGAGGCCAUGCUGAACUACCAGACGUUCGCCUCGGAGCGAGCUCGCUUUCAGACGCUGCUGACAGACUUAGACAGAUCCACGGGCCGCUACAGAGACGAGGUCAGCCUGAAGACGGCCAUCAUGUCGUUCGUCAACGCUGUGCUCCGCCCGGGAGCAGGUGAGACUAGCUUGGAGUUCCGCGUCCAUCUGCGCUAUGAGUUUCUGAUGCUGGGCAUUCAGCCAGUCAUUGAUAAACUGCGUUCUCAUGAGAACGCCACCCUGGACAGACACAUGGACUUCUUUGAGCUGCUGAGGAAUGAAGACGAGCUGGCAUUAUCGAGGCGUUUUGAUGCUGUCCAUGUAGACACUAAAAGUGCCAACCAGAUGUUUGAGCUGAUCAAGAAGACGCUGAGCUACACUGAAUCCUACCCUCACUUCCUGUCCAUCCUGCAGCACUGCCUCCUGAUGUUGUAUAAGCAAAGCAGAACCACGCACCAGUACUGGGUGUUGUUGGACAGGAUCAUUCAACAGCUGGUGCUGCAGACGGACGCAGGUGAAAACCCUGAUGUUGCUCCGCUGGACGACUUCAACGUGAAAAAUGUGGUUCGCAUGCUCGUCAAGGAAAACGAGGUCAAGAAGUGGAAAGAAGAAACCGACAGUUUGAGAAAAGAACAUCACAACCUACAACAACGGUUUGAGAAGAAAGAGAGAGAGUGCGAGGCCAAAAAUAAAGAAAAGGAAGAGAUGAUGGAGUUGCUGAACAAGAUGAAGGAGAAGCUGGAGAGAGAGAUCAAGGACCACAAAGAAAGCAAACAACAAGUGUCACUCCUGUCUGCUCAGCUGCAGCAACGCAAUACGUCCAGUGUUCCAGGAGGACCUCCUCUCACUUCAGGGUCAGUUCUUCCUCCACCCGUCCCAGACCCCUCAGCGUCUCUGGUUCCUCCUCCUCCUCCUCCUCCUCCUCCUCCUCCCGGAGGCCCACCAGGUUUUGGCACGGCUCCCUUGGCUCCACCUCCUCCUCCAGGAGCUCCGAGACCAACUCGCCAGAAGAACAUUCCUCAGCCCUCGAACCCGCUCAAGUUGUUCAACUGGAGCAAACUCCCUGAGAGCAAGUUGGAGGGAACCAUAUGGAAAGAGAUAGAUGACCUCAGGGUGUUCAAAGUUCUGGAUCUAGAGGAAUUCCAAAGGACCUUCUCUGCCUACCAGAAGCCACAGAAGGACAACGAGGACGACCACGCUCUGGCUAAGAAAGUGAAGGAGUUGUCAGUGAUCGAUGGGCGUCGCGCACAGAACUGUAACAUCCUGCUGUCACGGCUGAGGCUGACCAAUGAGGAGAUGCGCUCUGCCAUCCUCAGCAUGGACGAACAGGAGGACCUGCCCAAAGACCUGCUGGACCAGCUGUUGAAGUUUGUUCCCGAGAGGAGCGACAUUGAGCUCCUGGAGGAGCACAGGCACGAGCUGGAUCGCAUGGCCAAAGCCGACCGCUUCCUGUACGACAUGAGCAGAAUCGACCACUAUCAACAGAGGCUACAGACUCUCUGCUUCAAGAAGAAGUUUGCUGAAAGAGUAGCAGAGCUCAAACCUAAGAUCAAAGUGCUGUGUCUGGCGUCCAGGGAGCUGAUGCAGAGCGCGGCCCUGCGGCAGCUGCUCGAGCUGGUUCUGGCCUUCGGCAACUACAUGAACAAAGGACAACGGGGAAAUGCUUUUGGAUUUAAAGUGUCCAGCCUCAACAAAAUAGCUGACACCAAGUCAAGCACUGACAAAAACAUCACUUUGCUCCACUACAUGGUCUCUGUCAUAGACAGGAAGUUCCCUGACAUGGUCAUGUUGGAUCAAGACCUGCAAAAUGUGCCAGGAGCUGCUAAAGUCAGUAUGACCGAGCUGGACCAGGAAGUGGGCAACCUGAGAUCUGGCCUAAAGAGUGUAGAGGCGGAGUUAAACUACCAGCAGACCCAGUCGCCUCAGAGUCCUGGCGAUAGGUUUGUCCCUGUGGUGAGUCAGUUCAUCACUAUGGCCUCCUUCAACUUCUCAGAGGUGGAGGAGUCGCUCACUGAAGCCAAGGACCUGUUUGGAAAAGCCCUAAAACACUUUGGAGAAGACGCGCCCAACCUGCAGCCAGAUUACUUCUUUGGGAUGUUUGAAACCUUCCUCACAGCUUUGUCAGAGGCCAAACAAGACAAUGAGAACAUGGCCAGACGCAAGGUUGAGGAGGAAAAACGGAAAUCGGUGGAGGCCCAGUUGAAGAAAGACAGAGAGACAAAGAAAGGCAAAGCUAAUGAGGAGGAAGGCGGUGAGUUCGAUGACCUGGUUUUGGCUCUGCGGUCUGGAGAGGUGUUCGAUCGGGAUUUGUCUCAGAUGAACCGCAGGAAACAACGAAGGAACAAUGUCUUUGACGGAAGUCGAGAGAGACCAGUGUCAAAACUAAACCAGUAACAGAAACGUCAUGGAAACCAGCACCUCGGGAGAAGAACUGCAUAGAUGUCUGCCUACCACUGUGUUACAGAAACAGUAUAUAUGUAAUAUAUAGAAGUAAUAUAUAGUCUUAUUCCACUUCCAUGCACUAUGUACAGCCAAUAUUAAGAUUGCACUAAAUAGUUAAUUUCUGGUAAAGUGACCAGAAUGAAGAAUAUAAUGGAUGUGUCAGUGUGUUUAUAAAUCUGCUCAAAAGCCAAGUUUACAUGUUACCCAACACGUCAGUGCUUGACACAGGAUGACGCCUGUCUUGAACCUGGCAAGGACACCUACACACAUCUACACUCUUUUCUCCCCACGGGAUUUGCACAAAGAACUUCUUGCAUAAGAUGUGAGUGAGGUGUUUGUAAGAGUUCUUAAGCUGAAGAACUAGGAACUGCACUAAAUAUGAUCUAAAGGUCCUUCACCCUGUGUUUGUGUGUGUUUCCUAUGUGUGCAUUGAUGGGACAUUUGGACGUUACGACAUCAUGUAUCAUAAACCAUGAAGUUUUCUGUUUAUUUGUUUUUACUUUUUGAUGCAUCUUGUCAUUCGAGCAGACAAAAGUCGACGCGGCGGUAGCGAUUGUAUGCUUGUGAUUGUAUAUUUUAUAUUUGCCAGAUUUGCACACCUCUUGCUUAAUUAUUCUUUAGAACACAAGAAAGCUGAUUAUUACAAUACUGACCAUUAUGAGAUUAACACAAUUUUCAAAACUGA